AUGGCUGAUAAUACACUUUGCUCAAUUCGAGAACAAUUAGAUAACUUGAACGACGCUACUGAUAAUAUAAAUACAUUAGAAAUUCGACUAGACAAUGCGAAAAAGGACUUCAGGUUAGUUUUUCAUGUUUUCCUAAUGACAUUCUUUUUUUUCUAGGGAAACGCAAAGCAUUUUCAAUAAAGAAAUGAGUGGUUUAUCUAGAAAACAUUCGAAACAUAUUGCAAAAUCAAGAAUAUUUUUCGAUUUGAAAGCAAAGGAGAACGAAUUGAAAAAUAGUGCACAAACUGCGGCUGAAAAUUAUAAAAAGAAGCAAAUAAUUCAUGAAUUAUCGAAACAACAUCUGGAUGAAUUGAUGAGAACAAGUAAUAUUGAAGAAUAUUCAGAGGUUCUCAGGCUCUAUGAAUUUAUUUUAAUUAUUCAUGUUUUUGAAGGUAAUAAGUCAACAAAUUGAAAUGAUACAUGAAUCGGAAAAUGAGUGCGAAGAAGCCGAACGAAUUCACGAAACUAAAAUAGGAGAUUUACUCGCAACAGAAUCAUGUCUAGCAAAAUUGGAAGACGAAUAUAGGUUAGUUUCGAGGUCCAAACACAUCUCAAAUUAAUCAGAAAAAGUUUAGAACAUCAAUCAAAAAAUCGAAACAGUAUUACGAGCGGAAAGAUUAUUUUAUGAAAAAAAUGAAAGCACAAAUCGAAUUGGUCACUUUUUUGGAGGAUCAGGUGAAAGCUAUGCAAAACAAUAGAAAAACAUAAUUAUUCCUGUGCACAAACACGUAGAAAAAGAAAAUACGCAGAAUAUCAUCAUUUUUGAUUGAAGACAACGUAAAAUUGAGAGAGAGCGCAGACACACAAAUUAGUUUUUUGUAUUUUUUGUUCGAAUAACUAAUUUUCUGUAUGCGCUCUCUCAUUAUCAUGUUGUAUUUUGUUUUUCGACAUUUUGUCUGUAAAAUUAUGUUUUUUAUUACAAAACUAGUGGUUCCUGGGCGUGUUGUUCAAACUUGUUCAUUCACCACCCCGACAUAACAAUUUUUUCACUUGGCGCAAAACUAAAAAAAUAUUCAUUCAAAUCAAUGUUCAUACUGAUUAGUAGAUUUUGAAAACCUCUCUCUUUUAUGAAAACCUCUUCGAAAAUUCCGUUCAGAAGUUUUCAUGCAAUUUAUGGCUUUUAGCGGACUCAAAAAUGAUGAUUAUACGGUAGUUUCCGAACUCGUUGCUGGCCUGAAUUCAAAUCUCUCACAGUUUACGUAAGCUGGUAAAACGUGAAAACGGAUACAUUCCAAGCACCAAAUUAUCAACGAUAGCGAUUUCCCAAUAUUUAUUGAAAAUAAAACAACAAAAAAAUAAUAGCACAAAUAAGUUGAAUUUCCCAUUGUCGAUGUCCUUGUUGAUGCCGCCACCUGAAAAUUGUUGAAUUAUGAUAAUGUAUGAUAAUUUGGAGUUUAGUUCAAUAAUAGUUUGAAACUGUGUCGAAAAAUGUAUAUUAUUGGAAUGAAUAAUUUUGAAAAAACAGCGAGGGCAGAAAGAAAUACCAUACUUUCGGAUUUUGGGAGUUUUUCAAUAUUUAAACUGGAUCAUGAAUUCAUGAUUAUACUUUGAAGUUUGAAAUUAAAACUUUCUUUAAUACCAGUAUUUUUAUUAAUAUGAUUUUUUAAAGCUUGGCCGUAAAAUUUUCUAUUUUUCUUGAAGUUGAAACUUGAAUUUUUUUUUGAAAAACCGCCAUCUUCAAUUUUUUUGAGUUCUAAAAUAAUUGGAAACUCACAAUUUUUUAAUUAAUAAAUUUAAAGAUUUUUCAAAAAUGACACUUCAAAUGAAAUGUGAAUUCAGUUCUAUUAGGUUAAUCCUAUUUUUAUAUUUUUUGUUUUUGUUUAUUUUAAAACAUUUUGAGCUUCAGAAAUGAAGCUAGGAUUUUUUAAAGAAAAAACCCAGGUACCUGGGAAAUUUUUGAAAUUAGAAUUCAAUCGAUUAUUUAUCGUUUUAGAUUUCUAUGCUGGAACGAAUUGUGCGACGCGCUAGAAAACUUAUCAGCGUUCGAUGUUCAGCUUUUUAUAAAAUUAUAAAAUAUGAACCCAAAACUUCUAGAAAAUUACUUUUUAAAAAUAAAACUGAUAGAGGCGCAUAAUUCUCAAAUAUAGCGUAUUUUGUCUUUUGAAAGCGAAGAACUCACUUCUUUUUCUUGUAUUGUGCAUAUUCGUGUGGCUGCAAGUGCGGUGCCUGAAGAAGAACAGUUUAUUAUACCAAAUAGAAAGUUGAGUUUGACUUACGUAUCGAAACCUCCAAAGCCGCGACAAAAAAGGGAAGAAAACAAUAAAAAAUGAAAAAAAAUAAAAAAAAAACACACGCCACUUUAGUGUUACCGUAGUCUCAUCGCGCCAAGAAAAAAACGAACAAUUGGCUGUCCCUUUAUCCGACCAAACCACCCGUUUUUGAUUUUCUUUUUUUUAUGUAAAGAAGAUAUAUUAAUCCGCAUAGAAUCAUUCAACUUCAACUUCAUUUAUUGAUAAUUUUAUUAUUUCAGAUCCAGAAUAAAAAGAAGAGUUAUAGCACAUCGAUGAGAAAUCUGGAAAUAAUAAGUGAACAAAUUCACUUUGAAAGAUCAAUGAAUGCAGAAAAUGGGUAA
Messenger RNA from Caenorhabditis angaria, 2611 nucleotides. The record is from the annotation of a GenBank genome assembly. Lineage: Eukaryota; Metazoa; Nematoda; Chromadorea; Rhabditida; Rhabditidae.